Messenger RNA from Hyposmocoma kahamanoa, 1982 nucleotides. Its product is annotated as aldose 1-epimerase-like. NCBI's taxonomy places the organism in Eukaryota, Metazoa, Arthropoda, Insecta, Lepidoptera, Cosmopterigidae. The transcript has 5 exons. The record is from RefSeq and is a predicted model, not a curated record. Bases 1 to 1149 code for a protein of 382 amino acids. Gene Ontology annotation, molecular function: aldose 1-epimerase activity; carbohydrate binding. Gene Ontology annotation, biological process: glucose metabolic process; beta-D-galactose catabolic process via UDP-galactose, Leloir pathway.
AUGGAUCAGUUAAAUGCAUUAUCAGUGACCGAAUCAGUUGAUUGGAAAUGCAACCGUUGCUCCACAACGAAUGGUGGCAAACCGAAACGUAUUUCGGUCAUAUUACCGGACCAUGAAGAUGUAGAAUCAGAAACUGAUAUGGAAUGUGAUAGUCGUAAAGAUCAGGAUAAAUUCUUACAUGAAAUACGUAAAGAGGUACCGAACAAGAAUGGUGAGACCAGCGACGUAGUCCUCGGGUUUGACGACAUAGAUAGCUAUGUGAAGAGGAACACGCCGCACUUUGGUGGAGCUAUAGGGCGAUGUGCGAACAGAAUUGGUGGUGCUAGCUUCGAAAUUGACGGCGUGAAAUACCAGCUGGCUAAGAAUAUUGGGGAGGAUCAUUUACAUGGAGGCAUUAUAGGGUUUGAUCAGGUAAACUGGAAGUCCACAAUCGAUGGCAACAAAGUGGUGUUUAGUUAUUACUCGAAAGACGGCGAGGAAGGUUAUCCAGGAGAUUUAAUCACCAACAUUAUCUGUGAAGUGAAAGACGAUAACAGUCUCCACAUACAGUUCCUGGCCACUACUACCAAAAAGACCGUGGUGAAUCUGACCAAUCAUUCAUACUUCAAUUUGGCAGGGCAUGAGACCGGAUCAGAAGAAUUAUACAACCAUGUCGUUGAGAUGAACGCUGACAGGAUUACAGAGACGAAUAGUAACUCGAUACCCACUGGUGCUUUUGUGAAAGUGGGAGGCACUCCGUUCGACCUCCGUGUAGCGAAACGACUCGGUGAUGCCAUGAAGCAAAGUGACAAGCUCUACGAUGACAAUUUCUGCGUUUCUACCCAUGGAAACGAAAGCGUCAAUUUCGUUUCUCGAGUCGCUCAUCCCUCGUCUGGACGUUAUCUGGAGCUAUAUAGCAAUCAGCCAGGGGUCCAGCUCUACACUUCGAAUUUCCUGCCUGCUCCUUCAGAGCCGGCUCUCAUCGGCAAACACGGUAUUGGUUAUAGGAGACAUGGAGCCUUCUGUUUGGAGACACAGAAAUUUCCGGAUGGUGUACAUCACGAGCAUUUCCCGAGAGUUGUAUUGAAGCCUGGAGAAGUGUAUGACCACAAAGUGGUAUAUAUCUUUGGCGUACAAAAAAGCAGUGAACCGCUUGUUGUUACUGUCUAGAUCGUUUUAAAGGCUGAUGAGUUACACGUUGGUCCUUGCAUUAUUGCAGAAUUUUAAUUAACUAAUUUCUUCUGUUUGCUACACGACUGUCAAACGUUAAACGUGGCGAUAGUCGCCACAAUUUUAGGUUCCAAAAGUAAUUUGUUAGCUUUUAGAUGUGUAAUGUGUAAACAUACGCAUCUAUCAAACAUAUCUAUCAAUCGACUCUUUUCUAUGCAAUUUUUUUUUGUUAAACUUGUGACCAGAACAUUUUGUUAUACCUACAGAGUAUACAAGCAGCUUGAAGCAGCUUUUGUUCAGGCAAGAGCAAGUUUCGCUUGACACUUCUGACUUCGGAUCUUGCUUACUGCAAGUGGGCAAUGAUUUGAAUUUAAAUCUUAAGUAUCAAACUUAACGGGCUCUUGUAGCUGUACGAAUAAUUAUAAUUAUUACAACUCAUAGUCGAAAACUAUCAUAUCAUAAGUAUCGGAUUACCUUGUACCCGGAUACCCUUUACAUAUCAUUCUUUACAAAAAAGUUCUUAUUGCAAAAAUUAUUAUAUUAUUACAAAUGAAAUGCUCUGUCUUAGUUGUUUUUGAAACCGUUAAACAUGACAGUUGAAUAAAAGCGAUAUACAAAUGUUAGUAAACUUUAAGUAUUUCGACAUAAUCACCUUCAAGUUUUAUUAGAUUAUCAUACAGGUAAAAAAACAUUGUUUACUCGAGUUGGUUAAGAACUAAAACCCGGUACAAAACAAAAUUAUUUCAAAAAACUGGUUUACGACUCGCUGAAUUAGAUUCCUGAUUUCUGAAGAUUAUUUUAUUAAACAAAUUGUAUUGAAUUUAAUUAAACAA